AUGCUAAGCGGCGGACGGGCGAGAGUGCCAAAAUGUGCCCGGUGCCGCAACCACGGGCUCAUCUCCAGCCUUCGUGGACACAAGAAGGCUUGCCGCUACCGCACCUGCCAAUGCCCGAAAUGCGGGCUCAUAAAGGAGCGGCAGCGUAUCAUGGCGGCUCAGGUAGCCUUAAAAAGGCAGCAGGCCGCGGAAGACAAAAUAGCCCUGCACCUGGCUUCUGUUGAAAGCGGGACCUCGCUGGAGGCGCUGCCUCCCGGUCGUAUAUACGGCAUGAGGGUCACCGGGCCGUGUCCGAGCCCCGACCAGCCUGACUCCGCGGCCGAUGACCACACGCCUAUCCACAUCGACAGCGAGACGAGCGAUUCUCUCCCGGACUGCUGCGCUGCUUCUCCGGACUCCGGUGGCAAUACUGCAACCUCUCCGAGGCCACGUGUCAGUGGCAGCGAAGAAGCCGAAGCAGAGGCGUCCGUGAGCACAGCAGGUCUCGAGAUGCUGAGCAAGUUGUUCCCGGGCAAAAAGCGCUCCGUGUUAGAGCUGGUGCUGCGUCGGUGCAACCACGACUUGUUACGUGCGGUUGAGCAUUGCAAUGUGCAGCAUGCCCAAACCGACAAAACAGUACUGGCAAGCGCCGGUGCAAGCACCAGCUACGAUUCCGUAUCGAGCUCCGAAGAGCGCUGGUCAGCAUUCCGCCCGGUCGGGCCGCGGCCAUUGUUGCAACAACUACCCGCGUUAGUCAUGGGUCGGGUGUGCGGUUCAGAUUGGUUGGUACCCCUGCCUGCGUUACCGGCACUGUCUGGACCCCUGCUACUGCCAUUCCAGCAUCAACCUCCGGUUUGCAACCCCUGCGCGCCCGACUGUAGGCAAUGUAAUCGACAUUAA
Messenger RNA from Cydia amplana, 879 nucleotides. It is a transcript of the gene dmrt93B, whose product is annotated as doublesex- and mab-3-related transcription factor dmd-4. The record is from RefSeq and is a predicted model, not a curated record. Gene Ontology annotation, molecular function: DNA-binding transcription factor activity, RNA polymerase II-specific; RNA polymerase II cis-regulatory region sequence-specific DNA binding; protein binding. Gene Ontology annotation, cellular component: nucleus. Lineage: Eukaryota; Metazoa; Arthropoda; Insecta; Lepidoptera; Tortricidae. Bases 1 to 879 code for a protein of 292 amino acids. The transcript has 5 exons. Gene Ontology annotation, biological process: regulation of transcription by RNA polymerase II; sex differentiation.